UCUCUAAAAUUCAGCCGUGCCAACGGGCUGACCGUGCCCCCUGCCAAGCCCCUCUGAGUUAUAGUAGUUAGUGAUGGUGUUCCUCUCUCUCACUUCCUGCAGGUAUAGAGACGCCUCCUCCCGUUUGUCCUGUACAGAGAGUUCCUUCCUGGCCUCCAUGAUGUCGCAGAACCAAUCAGAACAGAGCUCUGACAUCCUCAGUCAGGAUGUGUUCAACCAGCUACUGGAGAUGCUGGACCAGUCAGCGUUCCACUCGUUGCAGCCCAUACAGCUGAACGUCUCCGACAGCCCAACAGACAGAGAUGGACCAGCAGGCAACACCAUCCAGAUCAGCAUGGACUGCAUCACCAUGCAUGAGGGCCAGGAUCCACUGUCUUCACAGUAUACCAACCUGGGGCUGCUGAACAGCAUGGAUCAGAACAUCCAAAAUGGCAGCUCUACCUCCACCAGUCCCUACAACAACGACCAUGUCCAGAACAACGUGUCAGCGCCUUCACCCUACGCCCAGCCCAGCUCCACCUUCGACGCCAUGUCCCCCUCCCCGGCCAUCCCCUCCAACACAGACUACGCUGGGGGACACACCUUCGACGUCUCCUUCCAACAGUCAUCCACAGCCAAGUCUGCCACCUGGACGUACUCUACAGAGCUGAAGAAGCUGUACUGUCAGAUCGCCAAGACGUGUCCCAUCCAGAUCAAGGUGCUGACCAACCCCCCGCAGGGCGCUGUUAUCAGAGCCAUGCCCGUUUACAAGAAGGCAGAGCACGUCACCGAGGUGGUCAAACGCUGCCCCAACCACGAGCUCAGCCGCGAGUUCAACGACGGUCAGAUAGCCCCUCCCAGUCACCUGAUCCGAGUGGAGGGUAACAGCCACUCCCAGUAUCUGGAGGACUCCAUCACGGGCCGUCAGAGUGUGCUGGUCCCCUACGAGCCCCCCCAGGUGGGCACAGAGUUCACCACCAUCCUGUAUAACUUCAUGUGUAACUCCAGCUGUGUGGGAGGCAUGAACCGACGCCCCAUCCUCAUCAUCGUCACCCUGGAAACCAGAGAUGGUCAGGUGCUGGGUCGGCGGUGCUUCGAGGCCAGGAUCUGUGCGUGCCCUGGCCGGGACCGUAAGGCGGACGAGGACAGCAUCCGCAAGCAGCAUGUUACUGAUGGAACAAAGACCAGUGAGGGUAUGAAACGCCCCUUCCGCCAGGCCUCCCAUGGGAUCCAGAUGUCCUCCAUCAAGAAGAGAAGAUCCACAGAUGAGGAAGUGUUCUGUCUGCCUAUUAAAGGCCGUGAAAUCUAUGAGAUUCUGGUGAAAAUCAAAGAGUCUUUGGAACUCAUGCAGUUUCUGCCUCAGCACACUGUGGAGUCGUACAGGCAGCAGCAGCAGAACAUCCUGCAGAAACAAUGGGAUCUCUGGGGGGAUGAGAGUAAUGGGCUGUAUCCUCCUCUCCCCUGCCCCAGGAGCUCCACGGCCCUUCAGCCGCCGUACGGCUCCAGCUCCCCUCCUCACCCCCACGGCAAGGUCAACAAGCUCCCCUCCGUCAGCCAGCUCAUCAACCCCCAGCAACGCAACACACUCACCCCUUCCUCCAUGGCCCAAGGCCUGAAUGACAUGACUCCGAUGAUGGGCCACAUGGCUAUGAAUGCUGACAUGUCGGCCCUGAGCCCCGCACACGUCCUGCAGCCUCAGUUACCCAUGGUGCCCAGCUCUCACUGCACCCCCCCGCCUCCCUACCCCAUGGACAGCAGCAUCUCCAGCUUUCUUCUGCGGCUGGGCUGCGCAGCCUGCCUGGACUACUUCACAGCACAGGGCCUGACCAACAUCUACCAGAUCGAGAACUAUAACUUGGAGGACCUGUCCCGGCUGAAGAUCCCCCAGGAGUUUCAGCACAUCAUCUGGAAGGGCAUCAUGGAGCACCGGCAGAGCAUGGAGUUCUCCCCUCCUCCCCACAUCCUACGUACCUCCGGCGGGGCCUCCACCGUCAGCUUAGGGUCCUCCGAGGCCCGGAGCGAGCGGGUCAUCGACGCUGUGCGCUUCACCCUGCGCCAGACCAUCUCAUUCCCACCGCGCGAUGACUGGUCCGACUUCUCCUUCGACCUGGACUCCCGACGCAACAAGCAGCAGCGCAUCAAGGAGGAGGGGGAAUAGAGAAACUCUCACACACUGGGAGGAAUUUCAAUCUAAGGCUGUUGACAAGCGCACUGCAACAAUGGGCCUGUAAAAGGCCAUUUCCCUGACGUUCAGAGAUCGGCUUUUACAGUAAACGCUGUGGAUGUCGGCUCAAGCGCACAUUACCAUUAAAAGUCGAGUGCAGUACGCUUGUCGGCAAUGGGCCUUGGAUUGAAGCCCUGCCUCUGUCAUACACCUGUUGACCAACCACUCCCGUAUAAUGGUACAGAACUAGGAAAUCUCUGCUCUGGGUCCAGCUUCUCAAAAGCAUCUUAAGGCUAAGUUCAUUGUUAGAACCCUCGUAGGAGCAAAACCAAAACCAUUGUUAAAGUUGUUUACUGACUGCCCCAGACCAGCUAAGUGCAUCAUUAGAUGCAUUUUUUUUUAUACACUCAUAAGACUAAGUUACAUCGCUAUCGGGAAACCGGGCCCUGGUCCUUAGUUCAGAUAUCCUAAAGAGCAAAAAUACUAUGCAAAUAAAAAUGCACUUAUUUCAUUUUAUUUUAUUGAAAAGCCUUCCUUAGCUGCCAGCUAGAGGAUGAGAGAAAUUGUGUUUUAGAAAAGAUACAUUUCAUGAUUUUUGAGACAAAGCGCUUAAAUGCUUUUGUGAUUUCUUUGAUAUUGUUUCUUAAUUGUUCAUAAUCCAUUCCAAUGUUAAAGCAUGACUUGAGAGGAAACCUUUUGGGGAUUUGUUGUUGGGCCAUAGAUGUAUGGCCAGGAUUCAAUCCAAAGCGCGUUAGACAGAUGAGACCUUCAAAAUAAAGAUAGAAAAUUGUAUUUA
Molecule: messenger RNA, 2939 nt
Organism: Coregonus clupeaformis (lake whitefish)
Lineage: Eukaryota; Metazoa; Chordata; Actinopteri; Salmoniformes; Salmonidae
Product: tumor protein 63
Exons: 13
Coding region: 74-2137 (687 amino acids)
Biological process (GO): protein tetramerization; regulation of transcription by RNA polymerase II; apoptotic process
Cellular component (GO): nucleus
Molecular function (GO): protein binding; RNA polymerase II cis-regulatory region sequence-specific DNA binding; DNA-binding transcription factor activity, RNA polymerase II-specific
Source: RefSeq, a predicted model, not a curated record